UCACUAUUUCAGGACUGGAAUUUUGGUAAAAGAUAUCGGAAAGCCAUGGCCUAAUUCGUUGAAAAAGGUUUCUGGAGGGACUGAAAAGCAAUUAUCCUAACCCUAACACCACUCCGUAGAAAUCUAGUACGCGGGCUCAUUACGCUCGCGCUCUCUCUCUCUCUCUCUCUCUCUCUCUCUCUCUCCACGGCCCGCUCGCUCGCUCGCUGCAUCACGCUUUGCUCACAGUGAAUCACUAAUAUGGCUGAAGAAAGUUUUGAUGAACCUGACAUGGGUGGUAUGCCUGAGAACUCAAAUCCUCCAGAUAUACAAUUAUCCAGAAAUGGUUCAGGAGAAGGUGGAGAAAAGAAGUGGCCUGGAUGGCCCGGAGAGAAUGUUUUCAGGAUGUUGGUUCCUGCACAGAAGGUUGGUGGUAUCAUUGGCCGAAAGGGAGAGUACAUCAAGAAAACCUGUGAGGAGACAAAGGCUCGCAUAAAGAUUCUUGAUGGUCCUGGGUCGACAGAAAGAAUUGUGCUGAUUUCUGCCAAGGAAGAACCAGAUGUUCCUAUUCCUCCUGCUAUGGACGGUUUACUGAAGGUUCAUAAACGACUUGUUGAUGGAGACAGUGAUCCGGCUAAUGCUUCAUCUGGCGCUGGGAAUGUUUGCACAAGGCUUCUAGUGGCAGCUACACAAGCUGGAAGCUUGAUUGGGAAGCAGGGGACCACUAUAAAGUCUAUUCAAGAUGCUUCUAGUUGUACAAUCCGAGUUCUUGGAGAAGAAAACCUUCCACCUUUUGCUUUGCCGGACGAUAGUGUUGUUGAAGUACAAGGGGAGCCCGCGGGUGUGCAUAAAGCAAUUGAACUUAUUGCAGCUCACCUCAGGAGAUUUUUGGUUGACCGAAGUGUUGUUUCAGUAUUUGAAAUGCAAAUGCAAAUGCCAAAUGCUCCAGCAAACCAUAACAUACCCCCACAGCAGGCUUGGGAGCCGCCCCCGCGAGGUUUUCCAAUGAACAGUGAUGGAGGACCUGGUUUUAUGCCAAAUCCUCGAUAUAUGCCGCCUCCACAUCAAUUUGACAAUUAUUAUCCACCUGUAGAUCCGUCUUUUGACCAGCAACCUCGUCAAGGUCCACCUCCUUAUGGAAGAGACACAUAUGCAGGAGUUAAUACAACUUAUGCCCCUCCACAACAAUCAGUUGUUACAAAGGUCACCCAGAGCAUGCAAAUUCCUCUAUCAUAUGCAGAUGCCGUAAUUGGGACCUCUGGUGCAAAUAUUAGCUAUAUCCGUCGUGCAAGUGGUGCAAGCAUUGCAAUACAGGAAUCCAGAGGUGUGCCUGAUGAGAUGACGGUGGAAAUAAGUGGAUCUGCAUCACAAGUUCAAACUGCUCAACAACUGAUACAGAAUUACAUUGCUGAAGCUGCUAGUGCCACCCAGAAUACUACUGCUGCACCAAUGGGCCAACAGUACAACUAUCCUAGUCAUGGUCCAGUGUAUGCAUCCCCACCAUCAAACCCUGGUGGUCAUGCAGGCUAUGCUCCUACCGGGGACUAUGCAUCUGUCCAUGGAACGAACUAUGGUUAUUAAGGUUCAAUAUUUGGAUAGUGCUAUAUGCUGCGCUGGGUUCACAUGGGGAAUGAAUUUUCCCUUGGUCUGUAUUGUAUGGAUAACUUUAGGCAGAACAGCGGGACUGAGCCCAAAUUCAAGCCUUUUCUGCCCGCAUGAAUGCUCUCUGCUUGGGUUCCUCCCACAAAUUUGGAGUGUGGUUUUGUUGCUUUGUCAUUUUUCCUUAUUCAUGUUGCUAUCUACAACUGCCCUGCUUUUCUGUAUGGUUGGAUGAAGGGCCAAUUUAUUACGAAGUAUCUCUAAUUAGCAUGAGUGUUUUCUUUA
Messenger RNA from Rhododendron vialii, 1863 nucleotides. Its product is annotated as flowering locus K homology domain-like. Gene Ontology annotation, cellular component: nucleus; cytoplasm. Gene Ontology annotation, molecular function: mRNA binding. Bases 241 to 1560 code for a protein of 439 amino acids. NCBI's taxonomy places the organism in Eukaryota, Viridiplantae, Streptophyta, Magnoliopsida, Ericales, Ericaceae. Gene Ontology annotation, biological process: regulation of gene expression. The record is from RefSeq and is a predicted model, not a curated record. The transcript is spliced from 7 exons.